This is a messenger RNA of Pelmatolapia mariae (spotted tilapia), 3232 nucleotides long. RefSeq names its product MAM domain-containing protein 2-like. The transcript is spliced from 17 exons. Bases 310 to 2688 code for a protein of 792 amino acids. Gene Ontology annotation, cellular component: membrane. The record is from RefSeq and is a predicted model, not a curated record. Lineage: Eukaryota; Metazoa; Chordata; Actinopteri; Cichliformes; Cichlidae.
CCUCCCGCUCUGUUCCUGUGCUACUGCGAGUGUAACUACCGCCCCUCCCCUCUCUGCUCAGCGCAAGCACAAGGCUCACGUGCGGAGUGAAGCGGAAAAAAGUGCGAGAGAGAGGGUGAGAGAAAGAAGAAAAAACCCACGGCUCCCAAUAAGGAGUCGGCUCGCGUCGUUCACUUCAAAGAUGCGGCUCUAAGAGCCGUUUCGUUCACGACGACGCAUCACUACCCAGCACUAUAUAUUCAACAGCAGCAGCGAGGAGAGCUUUCAGUGCUGCCAAAGCAGCAGAGGUAGUUUGUAAUAAAUGACAGGAUGACCCCACCUUUAAUAACGGGACCAUCCUCAACACCGACCAAGUGUGUCUACUCUUGCAACUGCUUCAGUCCACGCAGGCCAGCUGUGACUGAGCAGGUCACGUGCCAGUCGAAAGACAGUGUGCUGCCGGUCUGUGAGCUGGAGAGACACUCAGACGACACACAAGAGAGAAGUCUUCAAAAACAAACUUUGCAGAGCCAUCUUGCAUUUUCCCCGACCGUGGAUGAAAGAGGACUGCUCCUUGUUCUUUUCCUACAUCCUCCAAGAGUUUUCUUUGUAUGUUUUCCACAGAAAGCAGCAAUGCUUCCAUUCUACCUCCUAACUUUUGCUGUCACCAUCCAAGCCCACAGCCAGCUGUUGCCAGGCUCUUGCAACUUUGAGUCCAACACCUGCGGAUACACGUCAGAUGCAGACUUUAUGAGCUGGACCCUGCAAAAAGAUGGCCGUUUUGUCACAGUGGAAGCAGCCGUGAAUGAGGAUCAGGAGGACUACAUAGGCAGUGGUGCCGACCCUCAGCGAGAGAUCAUAGGGGUGCUGCUGAGUCCCCGUUUGGAGCAUGGUGAGUGGAGCUGCCUGAGGCUUGUCUAUCAGAUCACAGAGUCAGGAAGCCUGGAGGUCCUGCAGCGCACCGAGGGGAACAGCUUUGACAGGCCGCUGUGGAGCAGCCGGUUGCCCUCCGACAGCUGGGUGGUCUCAAGCAUCGACCUGCAGAACAAUACAGAGCCUUACAGGGUCGUCAUCGAAGGUAAACCUGGGUCGAGCAAAGGGAGCAGCGUGGCCAUCUUUGAGAUCCACAUCAGCCCCGGAUACUGCCUGGAAUGUGAUUUUGAGGAGUCUCACCUGUGUGGAUACAAUAACCAGUGGAAUGCCAAUGUAAACUGGUAUGUGGGAGGAGGCGGGGUCCAGGUUCUCCACAAUGAUAUGCCAAAUGAUCACACAUACAACAACAGGUCAGGUCACUUCAUGUAUGUCGACUCCAUCUACGGCAAGACCUUCAAAGAAGUGGCCAAACUGGUGUCUCCAAUGACGCAGGUGCCAAUGUCCGGCUGUCUGAGUUUUCAGUAUCAGCGCAGUGAGAUAGGAAACCUCUUCUCUGUUUUCACCCGGGACCAGCUGGGUCAGUACCAGGAGUUGUGGAGGGCAGGGUUGGAGAAUCAAAACGACUGGACAGAAAUUCCUGGAGAGUGGAUACCUGUGCAGGUGGACAUGAAGGCACCCUACUCGGUACAGGUGGUCUUUGAAGUGGCGUUUAACAGUCCACGUGGCGGACGUGUUGCACUUGAUGAUAUUUCCUUUUCUUCACAGUUCUGCACCACAGACACUGAGCCAACUUUUGAUCCCUCUAUCGCCAACUGUGAUUUUGAGUCUGGUUUCUGCCUCUACACCCAGGAGCAGGCGAAGGAGUCACCGUGGAGAAGAGUCUCCGUGAAGCCCAACAUAUUCAGGAAUGGAGACCACACCACAGGAGCAGGAUCUUUCCUGUUGGCUCACUCCCGACUGGGCCCACGCUCCGGCUACGUUAGCCGCCUCAUCGGUCCAACUCUGGCCGGGAACAUGAAGUACUGUCUGACAUUUUACUUCUCUUUGAGGGGUUUCAAUCAGACGGACCAGGCUCUGGCUGUUUAUCUGCUGCACGUGAACGGCAGCCAGGAGAAGAUCUGGACUCAGGCAGAGAGGUCGAGGGGAAUCUGGAUCGCAGCGGAUGUCACCUUCCAGACGUCACAGCCUGCCAAGGUGGUCUUCGUGAGCACCUGCAGGAGUUUCUGGGACUGUGGCUCUGUGGCUUUGGAUGACAUCAGCAUGAGCCUUGGAGACUGCGAGCUGGUGGCAGGCCUGCUGUCGUCUCUUCUCCCUGGACGCUGUGAUUUUGAAGCAGGGUUGUGUGGUUACACUCAGGACAAGAAGAGCGACGCUGCUGACUGGGAGAGGAGGAGGGGCCCCACACCGACCUCAUACACCGGACCCAGAGGGGACCACACGAUGGGACUUGGAUACUACCUCCACCUGGAGGCGUCACCAGUGCUGCCCAGCCAGAACGCCCGACUGCUGUCCCGCCCUGUGAGAGGAACCAGGGGACAGCACUGUAUUAGCUUUUUCUACCACAUGUAUGGGUCGGGCACAGGCCAGCUUAAUGUUCGCAUCAACAAAUAUGGAAAGGAAGAGCUGCUGUGGCAGAGGAGCGGCGAGCAGAGCAUCGCGUGGCUGAAGGCCCAAGUCGAGUACCAGUGUCACAGCCAGCAUCAGAUUGUGUUUGAAGCGAUCAGGGGUUCUUCAAUAAGGAGUGACAUUGCCAUUGAUGAUGUUAUUUUGGAAGGUGGACCUUGCCCAGAAAUGGGGAUCAGCACCACUGUGGGAACCUCCAAUGAGAUCGAGUAAAGGGUGCAAGGAGUGCAAACAGCGUAUAAUGCUUACCCCCCCUCCCCUUCCUGUUUUUUGCACAUUACAGACAACUCAAAAUGUUGUUGAGUCCUGACUCCUGCAUGUCAGUCUAAACAUGUGGACAAAGGAAACUUCUCAUGUAGUUUCUCUCUUCUUGGAGCGACACAUAUCAGUCAUGUCACAGUCAGCGUUCCUCUGCACUGUAGCAGCAGUGAGCAUGUUAAAGUGUUUUUCUUCACAUUUGUAUUGCAUUAGAUUAAUGCUCAUUGCUCAAAUAAAGCGAGGACGUUCUUUAACAUGAGUUGCUUUAGGUUCUCUCUGUUGAUGCCUGGAGUUGGAUACAAGAAAUACUGUAUUUUACUGUCACCUAGUGGGAAUACAGCAUAGCAUACAGGGCCAUUUAUAAAGGAACAGUGUGAGGGAAUUGAGAUUCCUUCUCAAGUGAUUCAACCCCCAGUCACACCUUGAACCAUGUCGCCUGAAUAAUUCUUAUGGUGGGUAAAUGACUCUACGGACCUCUUCCAAGGUGACAACCACAUUA